AUGCCGUUUGACGCGCCGCUGCCGGCGCAGAUGCCGAUGCAGGUGCACGCGAGCGGGCGGUGGUACGACGCCGAGUGGGUGGCGGCGCACCUGGCGGCGCAGGGGUUCCGCGACGUGCGGGUGAGGGUCGUGCCGGGGCGGUACCGCGUCGAGAGCGCCGAGGCGUGGCUGCGCACGUUUGGCGGCAUGCUGCCCUGGGUCACGGGCACGUGGUGGCCGGAGGAGCUGCGGGCGGAGCACGGUGACAGGGAGGUUGAGCGGCUGGUGAGGGGGUUCUUGGAGGAGAAGUAUGGCGGCGGCGGCGAGGGGUGGGACGUGGAGUGGGAGGUGAUUUGCAUGACGGGCGUGGUGGACAAGGAGACGGAGUGA
This is a messenger RNA of Purpureocillium lilacinum, 369 nucleotides long. RefSeq lists its product as uncharacterized. NCBI's taxonomy places the organism in Eukaryota, Fungi, Ascomycota, Sordariomycetes, Hypocreales, Ophiocordycipitaceae. Gene Ontology annotation, molecular function: methyltransferase activity. The record is from RefSeq and is a predicted model, not a curated record.